AUGAAGCUUGAUGAUGCUUUAUGGGCUUACCGGACCGCUUUCAAGACACCAAUCGGAAUGUCUCCUUACCGCCUUGUUUAUGGAAAGGCUUGUCACCUUCCGGUUGAAUUGGAGCAUAAGGCUUAUUGGGCCCUUAAGCAAUUGAACUUUCAUAUGGAGGAGUGUGGAGAGAAAAGGAAGCUUGAUCUUUGUGAGCUAGACGAGAUUAGAAUGGAGGCUUAUGAAAACGCCAAGAUCUACAAGGAGAAGACCAAGGCCUUUCAUGACCAAAGAAUCAAGGAAAAGCACUUUGAAGUGGGGCAACAAGCAUUGGUUUACAAUUCAAGAAUGAGGUUGUUUCCGGGAAAGCUAAGAUGCAUCAAUUGGAGUUGUCCUAAAUCAAGACGGGUCAAAAUCAAUGUUGAUGGAUCUAGGCAUAACUCUAGUGGCAAGAUUGCUACUGGUGGUGUUGCUAUAGAUCAUAAUGGCAUUUUGCUCAAUGGAUUCAACUGCAACUUGGAUCUUCAACGAAUCUUGGAUGUUGAAGCUUAG
Rosa rugosa (rugosa rose) is the source of this 531-nucleotide messenger RNA. RefSeq lists its product as uncharacterized. Lineage: Eukaryota; Viridiplantae; Streptophyta; Magnoliopsida; Rosales; Rosaceae. Gene Ontology annotation, molecular function: nucleic acid binding. The transcript is spliced from 2 exons. Bases 1 to 531 code for a protein of 176 amino acids. The record is from RefSeq and is a predicted model, not a curated record.